Molecule: messenger RNA, 1187 nt
Organism: Ceratosolen solmsi marchali
Lineage: Eukaryota; Metazoa; Arthropoda; Insecta; Hymenoptera; Agaonidae
Product: reticulocalbin-2
Cellular component (GO): endoplasmic reticulum
Molecular function (GO): calcium ion binding
Source: RefSeq, a predicted model, not a curated record
AGCAGCACGAGAGAGGUAAGGGUUAUCGAGGUUAGCAAUUUCAUCUGCUAUUAUUGUCCUUGUCCGUAAUCCUUCGUUGGCUGAUUUCAUCACGAUAACAUCACGUCUCUGUUUUUCUUAAAGUUCCGCAAGGCUGUAAUCAUGCGAAUUUUGAGUCGCUGUUACUUCGCCUUCGUGUGUCUCUUAUGUAUCGUCGAGUUUACCGCAAAAUCAGGAGCUGCGUCCGCACACAUACACACGCAAUACGCUAAGCACAAGAACGGCGGCAGCAGGGAAAGUCCUCGAGCGAGUAGCCACUACGCUGGGGGCGAGCAUCACCAGGAGUUCGAUCAUGAGGCUAUUCUCGGUAGCGUCAAGGAAGCUGAAGAGUUUGAUAAACUUCCAAUUAAAGAAUCAAAAAGGCGAUUGCGUAUUUUAUUAACAAAAAUGGAUUUAAAUAAAGACGAAUAUAUUGAGCGGAAUGAAUUGAAAGCAUGGAUUUUACGUUCACUCGCAAUGUUGUCCGAUAAAGAAUCUAAAGAUAGAUUAGAAGAUGUCGAUGCUGAUGAAGAUGGUAGAGUGACCUGGUCCGAAAUUUUACAAGAUACUUGUGGAUCUGAUCCAGAAGAUUUAGCUGCGGAUGAUUCACUAAUUGCAAAUGAUAAAGAGACUUUUCAAGAAGCUGACCAGAAUAAAGAUGGCUAUUUAGAUACGGAUGAAUUUAAAGCAUAUACUCAUCCCGAAGAAACUCCUAGAAUGCUAGAUCUUAUUUUAAAACAAACAUUUAAUGAAUAUGACAAGAAUGGAGAUUCUUACAUUAAUUUUCAAGAAUUUUUAGGGGAUAGAGCGGAAGGACAGAAUAAAGAAUGGCUUAUUGUUGAAAAAGAUAAAUUUGAUCGUGUUUAUGAUAGAAAUGGUGAUGGUAAAUUAAAUAUCACUGAAGUACAUACUUGGCUAUUCCCAAGGAAUGAGGACAUUACGAAUGAUGAAGUGGAUCAUUUAUUCGCAGCUUCUGACGAUGAUCAUGACGAUAGAUUAUCAUUUGAUGAAAUUUUGGACCAUUAUGAUAUUUUCGUAGGUAGUGAAGCGACUGACUACGGGGACCAUUUACAGGAUAUCGAACAUUUCCAAGAUGAGCUUUGAGAAUCAGUAACGAACCAAACGUUAUUAAUACUUUCCAACUAUUACAAAUUUCGCUACAACAACAA